This is a messenger RNA of Schizosaccharomyces japonicus yFS275, 538 nucleotides long. RefSeq names its product mitochondrial 54S ribosomal protein YmL39. The transcript is spliced from 3 exons. The record is from RefSeq and is a predicted model, not a curated record. Gene Ontology annotation, biological process: translation. Gene Ontology annotation, cellular component: cytoplasm; ribosome. NCBI's taxonomy places the organism in Eukaryota, Fungi, Ascomycota, Schizosaccharomycetes, Schizosaccharomycetales, Schizosaccharomycetaceae. Gene Ontology annotation, molecular function: structural constituent of ribosome. Bases 140 to 307 code for a protein of 55 amino acids.
GAGCUAACAUAGGGCCUUACCCUAGGGUCCACACUGAGUGUAUUAUAUUCAACAUUUAGCCAUUCCUUAAUCAAACAAGCUCCUAUAUAAACAGUUAUUUGUCGCACGUGUGAACGAUACUACGUCAAACUUAAAAAAUAUGGCCAAGAAACAGAAAGCGAGAAUCUUAAUCAAGCUUCUUUCCUCAGCAGGCACUGGUUACUUUUAUGUUCGAAGCCGGGCUCGGACAGCACCGAAACUGAAUUUCAUUAAAUAUGAUCCUAGGAUUGGUCGAAGAGUCAUAUUUAACGAAGCGAAAAUGAAGUAAACAGGAAUUAGGCAAAUUAUUAUGUAAUGGAUUUAAGAUUUGUGAAUAAGCAGAAGUUAUCUUAUGUAUAAAGAAGACAAUUAGCAUGUUUAUAAAAAAAAGAGUUCUUUCUUAAGCUACAAUAGUCCCCAUUGUUUUAUGUUGCUUAUUUUCUUUUAGUUAGAGCAAGUUACUAUCAAUAAGAUGCUUAUAGAAUGUACAUAGUAAGUGUGUUUAUUUCUUUACACAGUA